AUGCCAGGGGGCGGUGCCAGCGACGGCCCGAGGUCCAGGGGCCGGGCUGGGGUCUCUGUCACACCCAGUGACCCAGGACCCAGCACUGGCGGCUUAGCUCGGGCGCCUCCUGUGCCGCGCUCCGAGGCCAGGAAUCCCCCACGUGCGGCUGGUAUCCUGCAAGAGACAAGAGGGCAGUGCCGACAGCCCCUUCCUCCAGCCCCACCCCCGCACGCCCGUCAAGGCAGGAUCGAGCCCACCCCGCCCCCACCCUCCCUCAGUGCCAAAGCCGUUCCCGUCUCACCGUGGGACCUGCUGACAAGUCCUCGUACCUACUGUCGAAGCCUAAGCACCCCGCUCAAGUACUGCCUCCUACAUGAAGCCUUCCCUGACUUCCUCUCCCUGGCGACCUGCAGGGAUGCACCCACCAGGAGCAGCACCCUCCUCCAGCUUCAUCCCCAGGAAAGCAGGGGCGGAGCCACCUUGCAAGCUGGGACUGUGGGGGUGGAGACCGAAAGAGGAAAACCCACAGAGGAGGAGAGGAAGGAGAAACCAGCAGUGGCCCACUGGGCUCCCUGCCUGCCCUACGCCUGUGAAGGUCAGAUGGGCUCAGCAGAAGGAAGGCACACGGGGGCGGAGCUUCCUAGUGCAGCCAAGCCCCUGCUUGCACAACUCAGAGUGUCCCGUCAAGGGGAAAAAUUCUGUUCCUCAGAGUGGCCGGCCUUCGAGGUCGGCUGGCCAAGGAACGGCACUUUUAACCUCGAUAUUAUUUUACAGAUUAAGGCGCGAGUCUUUCAGCCAGGAUCCGAUGGACACCCUGAUCAGGUGCCCUACAUUACCACGUGGGAGGAUCUUUCACGUAACCCCCCUCCCUGGAUAGAACCCUUCUCCUUCCCGACGGAGCCCAUACGGACCCCGAUACCCCCUCCUCCUAUCCCGGUUGUGCCAACCUCCUCCCUAUACCCUCUGAAGGAGAUUCGAGAUCCAAAACCUGACAAGCCACCGGUUCUUCCGGCUGAUCAGGACUUUCUGCUCUUUGACUCUCCCCCACCCUAUCUUCCCAGCCAGCCUGCUCCCCCGCAGGAACCCCCACAACAACCAGAGUGGGAUGUGCAACCUUCUGCACCAUCCCCUGAUUCCACGAGGGCAGGGGAAGAAGUCUCAGCGCCUUCCCCGCCCUCCAGCCGCCUGCGCCUCCGUCGGGGGCAGGCAGGGGGCUCGGGAAGCGUCUGGACUUCUCAGGCUUUUCCUCUUCGCUCGGUGGCUGGCCAGAUGCAGUACUGGCCAUUUUCUGCUUCCGAUCUUUACAAUUGGAAAACCCAUAACCCCUCUUUCUCUCAGGACCCUCAGGCUCUGAUUGGGCUGAUCGAGUCAAUUUUAUUGACUCAUCAGCCCACCUGGGAUGAUUGUAGGCAGCUUCUGCAGACCCUCCUCACUACUGAGGAAAAGCAGCGUGUCUACCUUGAGGCACGGAAAAACGUCCCUGGAGCAGAUGGCCGACCGACCCUACUGCCAAACGAAAUCGAGGAGGCGUUUCCCUCAACCCGUCCUGAUUGGGACUACACCACCGUUGCUGGUAGGGAGCGACUUCGUCUUUACCGCCAGAUUCUCCUUGCGGGUCUCAGAGGGGCUGGAAAGCGCCCCACCAAUUUGGCCAAGGUACGUGCAGUAGUGCAGGGGGCUGAGGAAACGCCGGCAGGCUUCCUAGAAAGAUUAAUGGAAGCCUACCGUAUGUACACCCCGUUUGACCCCCUGGCAGAGGACCGGCAGGGAGAUGUAAUCAUGUCCUUUAUAGGACAGUCAGCGCCGGACAUCCGCAAUAAAUUGCAGCGGCUAGAGGGGCUUCAGGGGUAUACUAUACAAGAUUUAAUGAAGGAGGCAGAAAAGAUUUACAACAAAAGGGAGACCCGAGAGGAGAAGGAGGAAAGGAUCCGCAAGGAGCAGGAGGAAAGGGAAGACAAAAGAGACAAAAGACGUAAUCGAGAGCUUAGUAGAAUUUUGGCCACCGUAGUGCAGGAUACAGAAAGGAGUAGACCAGGACAGAAUAGGGACUUGGGAGACAAACGAAAGCCUCGGGUGGAAAGAGAUCAAUGUGCCUAUUGUAAAGAAAGAGGACACUGGGUCAAAGACUGCCCGAAGAAAACACAGGGACCAAAGAAGAGACCAGUUCCAAUCCUGUCCCUGGAAGAAGAGACUAGGUGAGUCAGGGCCAGGAGCCCCCCCCCUGAGCCCAGGAUAACCCUUGAAGUGGGGGGCAGACCGGUAACCUUCCUGAUUGACACGGGAGCCCAGCACUCGGUACUGACUUCAGAAAAAGGGCCUUUAAGCUCCAAGACUUCCUGGGUUCAGGGGGCAACUGGAGGGAAGUUAUAUCGCUGGACAACCAAUCGAGAGGUCCAGUUAAGUACAGGACUUGUGACACACUCGUUCUUACUAGUGCCAGACUGCCCCUACCCCCUCCUGGGCAGGGACCUACUCUCGAAGGUAGGAGCCCAAAUUCACUUCCAUGAGAAAGGAGCUACCAUCACAGACUCAGGAGGGCGGCCCCUCCAGGUAUUAACACUACGCUUGGAGGACGAACACCGA
Messenger RNA from Lepus europaeus (European hare), 2565 nucleotides. RefSeq lists its product as uncharacterized. Gene Ontology annotation, biological process: virion assembly; proteolysis. Gene Ontology annotation, molecular function: zinc ion binding; nucleic acid binding; aspartic-type endopeptidase activity. NCBI's taxonomy places the organism in Eukaryota, Metazoa, Chordata, Mammalia, Lagomorpha, Leporidae. The record is from RefSeq and is a predicted model, not a curated record.